Bipolaris maydis ATCC 48331 is the source of this 1680-nucleotide messenger RNA. The record is from RefSeq and is a predicted model, not a curated record. NCBI's taxonomy places the organism in Eukaryota, Fungi, Ascomycota, Dothideomycetes, Pleosporales, Pleosporaceae.
AUGUAUUUCCAAUUGCAACGUCUUCUUGCUGCCGACGAAGCUGCUCGUUCUGAGCUGCUUUUACAACUUUACGUCAGCGUCAUGGCUCGUGUUACCAUGGCUCAAAAGACUUUUACCACGCUCGUAUGGCUGAGUAGUGUCGCCUCGACACAGGCCACUCCCCAAGUCACGCUUCCUGGCUAUGGGAGCUUUGUCGGUACGACUAUCUCGCAGACGCUGACCAAGAAGCCGCUGCCAAAGGCCGUGGAUGCCUGGCUUGGUAUCGAUUAUGUCUCGCAGCCUGUUGGAGAAGCACGGUUCGCGCCUGUUGGACCCCCGGAACCGUUUGAGGGUGUGAAGAAUGCGACCCAAUAUGGAUUUUCGUGCCAUCAGGACCCGCUGGAUAUCACGUACGAGGUCAAUGAGGCGUGUUUGAGCAUGAAUGUGUUUCGUCCGCAGAACAUAUCGACACAUGAGAAACUACCUGUGCUUGUGUGGAUUCAUGGUGUAAACUCCUUCGGCUUCCUCCCCUCGCCCGUCUUCGAGCGCCUAGGCCUCCUAAACCUAGGUCUUCGAGACCAGCAAUCCCUCCUGGAAUUUGUGCAAAAAUACAUUUCGCAAUUCGGCGGCGAUGCAUCCCGCGUCACGCUGGGCGGCCGCUCCGCAGGCGCCCACUCGACGGCCAUCCACCUCUUCCACAACUACAACGCUUCAGAGGGUGCCUCCCCACUCUUCUCCCAGGCCAUUCUGCAAUCCGGCAGCGUAACCGCGCGGUCCUUCCCAAACGCCUCGUACCCGCUCUACCAACAGCAGUUUAGUCGCUACCUCUCCCUCGCAGGCUGCGCCUCGGCCGCAAAUAGCUCCGACACAGCCAUCCUCGCCUGCCUGCGCGCCGCCCCCGUUUCCGCCCUGGAAAAUGCAAGCGCUCAGAUCUGGCGGGCCUCCGAAUACAGCAUCAGGUGGCCCUUCCAGCCCACACGGGGCGGGUUUUUACUCGAAAAAGCAGGCUCGCAAGCAGGCCGAGACGGCCUCUUCUAUCGUAUCCCGACCAUUACCACAAACGUGCUUGACGAAGCAAAAUACUACUCGCCCGGUAACAUUUCCACAAACGCACAAUUCCUAUCUUACCUGCACACCCUCAUCCCGGGCCUCACCGCUUCCGACCUCGAAGAUGUCGAGCAGCUCUAUCCAGACCCGGACCUCGAUCCUACCAACGGGCCCUACGCAUUCAGCCCCAACUCGACACAGUACAACCGUCUCUCGGCCGCGCUCACGGAUUACAUGUACGUCUGCCCUGGCCAGGAAACCGCAGUCCGCAUGGCGGAACUAGGCGCGCCCGUGUUCAAGGCGGCGUGGGCGGUGAAUAAUACCUUUCCGGCGUGGAAGGGCGUGCCGCAUACGGCCGACACCAAAUAUACGUGGGCGGAGCCCGCGGGCGCGGGUGGGGUCCAGUAUCCAGACGUGGGCAAGCAAGUGCUACAUGCGUUUUUCUCGGAUUUCGUCGCCUUGGGCGCGAGUCCGGCUAAGGGGAGGAGGGAGGGUGUGCCGGUUUGGCCAAGGUAUGAGGAGAAGGAGGGUAUGCCCGGGUUGCAGUUGAGGAUUGAGGCGUUUGGGAAUAGUCGGGUUGAGGGGGAUGGGGUGAGGAGGGUGCAGUGUGAGUGGUGGAGGGAUGAGGAGAGGGCGGCGAGGUUGGAGAAGUGA